GUCCAGACUGGUGUAACAUUUCUCUUCAAGAAAGAAAAAGGAAAUACACAAGUGCUUCUGAUCCGUGAGCACAAUUUUUGCUUCUCUCUCUCAUGUCGUCAACUUUUGCGGAGAGGCUCGAGCUCGCGAAGCUGUGCAGCUCUAAAGACUGGUCCAAGGCCAUUCGCGUUCUUGAUUCUCUCCUUUCUCAGUCAUGCGUCAUCCAGGACAUUUGUAAUCGAGCGUUUUGCUAUAGUCAGUUGGAGCUUCACAAGCAUGUGAUCAAGGACUGUGAUAAAGCAAUUCGUCAGUUGGAGCUUCACAAGCAUGUGAUCAAGGACUGUGAUAAAGCGCUUCGGCUUGACCCAACGCUUCUUCAAGGCUACAUCCUGAAAGGUCGUGCAUUGUCUGCAUUGGGAAAGAAGGAGGACGCUCUUUUGGUCUGGGAGCAAGGUUAUGAAUAUGCUGUUCGUCAGUCUGCAGAUUUGAAGCAACUACUGGAGCUGGAAGAGCUUUUGGCAGCUUCAAAACAACAUAGUAGUACUUUUGAUAAGCAUGCUGUGGAAUUGUCUGGGUCUUCUUUGCCUGCUUCUGGAUCUGUGCCUUUUGUUUCGGGCAAAUCCAGUGGAACCUGUGAUAAUGACAGUAAGUUGAAUGGUACGUGUGAACUGCACACUGAGUCGAGGGAUGCACAGGAGAUCCACGGCAAGUCCAACAAGAGAUCUGGCAUACACAAUGCUUCAAAUGGAAAAGUCAAGGGGAAUAAAAAGUUGGAUAGCCAAGCAAAUGGACCUCGUGACAGGCAACCAAAUGGAACUUAUGACAUUCUAGAUAGAUUGAGCGAUCAGUCCGAAUUAUGUGAUGACUUAUGUGAUGCAACUGAAUCAUACAGCAAAUCUGCUGCAAUUAGUGGUGGCUUAAGUGAACUGUCUGAAAUUUGCAGUAAAUCAAGUGAUCGAUUUGUCAUGCGCAACGAAUUGAGUAAUGAAGGCAAUGGAAGCAAAAAGUUCUGUGUGACAAGGAUUUCAAAGACCAAAUCAAUAAACGUUGACUUUCGAUUAUCAAGGGGAAUUGCACAGUUGGCUGCUGUGGAAGGCGAGAACCUCACGUGGUUGGCGUUCAGAAAAGCAUUUGGAGAUGUUGGGGAUACUAUUCCAAAUGGUUAUGGGGAGGUUGAGGGCACAUUCAGGUGGAUAAGUGACGCUGAUCAGUCCCUUAGUGAUGAUUGGGAGGUAUGGAGACAUCGGCCGUCUGCUUUCACUCGGUGGAGUGGCCAUGGAGUUUUGAUCCAUGUUUUUACUUGCAUGGUUAUGCCUAAUUCAGUGCAGUCUUUAUUAUGGAGCUGGAGAGGAUGUAGAAUUCAAAAGAGAGAUAGAAAGGCUCUGGAUGCUACGCCGUUUUGCCUUAAAUUGAUUGCUUAUGGCUGUGGAUUUCCUUGUCCUGGGUCUAUAAUUGUGAUGAAGGUCAAUGAGGGGAAAUAUGCUCAUGCCAUAUCCAUCUUUGACCAGAUUCUAAAAGAGGAUCCUACUUAUCCUGAGGCACUAAUAGGAAGGGGAACAGCAUAUGCAUUCCAACGAGAACUUGAGGCUGCUAUUGCUGAUUUCACAAAUGCUAUUCAAUCAAAUCCAUCAGCUGGUGAGGCGUGGAAACGGAGAGGGCAGGCCCGAGCGGCCUUGGGGGAAUCUGUUGAGGCAAUUGCUGACUUAACCAAGGCGUUAGAGUUCGAGCCAAACUCAGCCGAUAUAUUGCAUGAAAGAGACGCAUGUGGGUCAUGCUGGGGACAGCCAGAGUUUUGCUACUUGGUUGUUGUACAGGAGGAGGUGAGAGGAAUGCAGCAGACGGCGCCUCUGUUUCAUUUUGGUGUAUUAGGUGAGAAAAAAGUAAGAGAGUCCUUGAGGAGAGGACUUGCCUGUGAUAGAAGUAAAGCAAUNGGUGGGGACAGCCAGAGUUUUGCUACUUGGUUGUUGUACAGGAGGAGGUGA
Ilex paraguariensis (yerba mate) is the source of this 1961-nucleotide messenger RNA. The record is from the annotation of a GenBank genome assembly. NCBI's taxonomy places the organism in Eukaryota, Viridiplantae, Streptophyta, Magnoliopsida, Aquifoliales, Aquifoliaceae.